GAAGGCGGCGGAGCAGCGAGAGAGAGAGAGAGAAGCGGAGCGGAGCGAGCUGCGGAGAUUACACAGAGUUUCUGCGCUGCGUUCACGGGGCGCAAGAAGAGUAGAGGCCGCCGUCACCUGCCAGGAGCCCCCGAGCACGAGAGGAGGAGAGGUAGGCACGGUAACGGAGGACUGUCUAUACAGCAACGCAAGGAGGGAGCCAAGAUAAGAGCCGGAGUGGCCGUCGCAUCGCUCCCCAGCCUCUCCUGUCGAAGAGAUCCGGUGCUGAGCAGGAAAAGAUCGUUCAGAGAGACCGGCAACAAGAACGAGAGGAGGACGAGCAGAGGAGACAGGCUCUGAAAACAGCUGAGGAGAAUUAAAUCCAAACUGAGGAAUUACCACAACGUUCAGACUGAACUCUGCCCGGCGGAUGUUUCUGUUUUUUUAAUCUCUCUAUUUUUAAGUAGAGUCAUUGAUUGGAACAGACAUUUAUCUUUUUGUGAAUCACAGUAUUACUUCACCUCGACGUCUGCCUGAGAGAUGAAAGACUUGCUUCCUUCUCUUCUUUGUGAACCUUUUGACUGCCGAGUUUGAAAGAAACUCUGAAAGCUGAAGGGGAUUUUUUUAACUUGCGCAAUCUCUUUCAUUUUCUGUUGUUACGUUGCUGUUAUCUCACUCUUUUCUUUUCCUGAUGACGUACUGUUUCUCAUAAAAGGAAAGGAAGGAGCUGAGUGACUCAAGUUUCUCUACAGGAGCUCAAAUAGCAUUUGCAUUCCUGUUUGGCUCUCACAAGGAGACAAAUCCUCCCUUGUGUGUGAGACUGAGUGUGUUUUUUGUGUCGCUGUGAGUGUCCCUCUGUGAUACAUUGACGUUUCUCAGGGGACAAUAACCGGUCCUGUGUGUCUCCUCUGGAAAAAUGGGAUCAGAAAAGGACUCAGAGUCGCCUCAUUCUUCGGUGAGCGGCGUCCCGAACCCUAAGUGCCGUGCGGCGGGCAAACGCCAGGGCCGCAUCUCCUUUCAUAGCCUAUUUCACAGCAAACGGGGCUCUCGGGGCGCCAGGGGCCCCAAAGGAGGAGCUGCCACCCCUUUAUCCCAUCAUCACCAACAUCUCCACACACAACAACAGCUUCUCCCUACUGCCUUGAGCUCAGUGCCCGCCGCAGCCUCUGCUACACCCACAACGACGACCACCACAGCCACCACGACCCCCCAGGACGCUGCCUCGAGCACACCCUCAAAGCCACUCUCCUCCAGCCAGCCUUCCCUGGGUGGAGCCCCUUCCUCCGGGGAGGCCAACCUCCUGGAGUGCCCCCUGUGCCUGGUGCGCCAGCCCGCUGACCAGCUCCCCGAGCUGCUGGGGUGCAGCCACCGCUCCUGCCUCUGCUGCCUGCGACAGUACCUCCGUAUUGAGAUCACAGAGAGCCGAGUCCAGCUCAGCUGCCCCGAGUGUGCAGAGAGACUGGCCCCGCGACAGGUGGCGGACAUCUUGGAUGACGCGGCCCUGCUGGAGAAGUAUGAGGAGUUCCUGCUGCGGAGGUGCCUCGCCUCCGAUCCAGACUGCCGAUGGUGCCCGGCGCCUGACUGCGGGUUUGCCGUCAUUGCCUCGGGCUGUGCCAGCUGUCCCAGGUUGGUGUGUCGCAGAGAGGGAUGCGGCGCCGAGUUCUGUUACCACUGCAAACAGGCCUGGCACCCCAACCAGACCUGCGACUCUGCCCGCCAACAGAGGGCACAAUCCCUGCACACCCACAGCAACCACUCACCCAGCUACACACAGGAGCAGGGACCCGCUGAUGACAUCAAGCCCUGCCCUCGCUGUGGUGCCUACAUCAUCAAGAUGAACGAUGGAAGCUGCAAUCACAUGACCUGCGCCGUCUGCGGCUGUGAGUUCUGCUGGCUCUGCAUGAAGGAGAUCUCCGACCUGCACUACCUCAGUCCAUCUGGCUGUACAUUCUGGGGAAAAAAGCCUUGGAGCAGGAAGAAGAAGAUUUUGUGGCAGCUGGGCACCCUGAUCGGAGCUCCAGUCGGCAUCACCCUUAUCGCAGGCAUCGCUGUUCCCGCCAUGGUCAUUGGCAUCCCUGUUUACGUUGGUCGCAAGAUCCAUGCCCACUACGAGCUGAAGAAGACGUCUCGUCACAGGAGGAACCUGGCCAUCACAGGAGGCGUGGCCCUGUCAAUCAUCACCGCCCCUGUCAUUGCAGCUGUCAGCGUCGGUAUCGGUGUGCCCAUCAUGUUGGCCUACGUGUAUGGUGUGGUGCCCAUUUCUCUGUGUCGUGGAGGAGGCUGCGGUGUCAGCAGAGGGAAGGGACGAGGUGUACGCAUUGACUUUGAUGAGGACGAUGGUCCAAUCACAGUGGCCGAUGCAUGGCGAGCCCUCAAGUCCCCAAGCCUCGGCGAGAGCAGUCUGGACGGGGCGGUCAGCGGUCUGAGCACCACCUCCCCCAGUGAGGGGCUCUCCGUGGCCCCUGGGACUCUGGGUGACACACCCCACUUUAACACCCUGGCAGGUGGAGCUCUGGGAACACGCAACGGCAAAUACAGCAGGCUGGAGGUGCAGGCAGGGGAGCUGGCUAAAGAAUCCGCCCAGAGGGAGACAGGCAGCCUGGGCGCAGGGAGCGACUGCGCCAGCACUCGAGGAAUGGCCGGAUCCAUCAUCUCGUCCUACACACUACCUGACAGGGAGUGCACCAACCUGGAGAUCCAGGUGGACAUUGAGACCAAACCCAGCCAUCUCUGCCUGACCAGCGAAGAGGACCUAACCCCACCCCCGGGCUCCGCUGCCAUGGCGACUGUCUCAGGUGUGGAGGAGCCUCAGGACUGCAGCUCCAGGAGGGGCGGGGCUCUGUCUGGAUCAGUGUUGGGACUGUCACCGGGCGUGUCAAUCAGGGAGGGGCUCCGAGACGUCACCCUAGCGCAACCGGAGAGCAUCCGCAGUGACCUGGAGAUGUCGGACACUCAGUCGGACGACAUCGCAGAGCUGACGUCAGAUGACUGUGACUCCCCUCACCCGAAAAGCUGUCACCUGGCGGCCGGCCAGCAGCCCCCCUCCUGCCGAGCCCUGAACCCCUCUGAAGGCCUUCACUGUCCCGCUGACAGCAAUGUCAUCCUCUACGUUUGAGGGAAGAGCGGCUGCCAGGAUUGCACAAAAAAACUCGACUCGAAAACCCAAUCCCGCCAACAGUUACACCUGAGCUCUCCUUUACUUCAUAGCUUUUUUUGGUCAUUUCUCGUUUGCUGCUUUUGCGACUCACAGACACCGUCUUAAACACAGACAGCGUUUGUUUACUUCUGUCUGUCUGAUCUAUCUACCUGUCAAUCUCCUCACUGAGUAAAUUGUCAGGGUUCUACCUCUGAGAUUUAUAAGAUGAUGAUUUAUGUUUACUCCUUGGUGCAAAUGCCUUGGCUACUUAAGCAAAAAAAAGAAAAAAAGAAAAAAAAAAAGGUACACAUUUUCCACAAGAAAUAUUGCAAUUAUGAAAUUAUGAAUUAUAAGGUGAAAUGCCACCGAGCACAGCAGAGGGAGACAGAUCGUUUGGAAAACAGAUGUUUGCCGAGGACAGAGGGGUGUUUCUAACUGUGUGAAUGAAUGUGGACUUCACCUGUUGUGGCUUUAUUUUCUUCUUUUCCUCUAUUUAUAUUCAGAUGACCUUGAAAUUGUGUUAUGUGCCGCAUGCAUGAGUCUGCAUGAGCCAUGCCUUGUGUGAACGAUUUAAAAGGGCGGUGAGUUUCUGUUACACUGGUGUAAGUGAAAGUUUACGUUAGAGGAUGAAGCUGCACUUGAAUCUUAAUUUUCCUGCACAGAGGAGGAAGAAGAGGAGGAGGAGGACAUGUGGACAAAAAAAAGAGUUUUGGAUUACAGGAAUAAAUGAUUGAGUUCUGACAAUGACGCGGCGAGGCCAGGAGACACUGCGGUAAAAUGCACUGAGAAAAGCCAUUUUAUCUAUUCUGUUAAAGUCUAUGUCAGUGUAAGACAGCCCAGCAUAUUAAACAUUGUCAUUGUGUUUUGCACUGAGACAUACAUCAAACACAUUUACCAUUUCAUAAAUCACCCACUGAGAAACGUAUAUAAUGUUAAUGUCAAAAAUGCAAAGGUUCUGCUUGUUUUCUCUGAUCUCAAGGAAUUUAGGUAGUGAAAUAAGUCAUUUCGCAGCGGUUGUGAUGCUCAAAUAAAUUUUAUCGUCAACUAUUGAAACAGGAGAAGUUUCAAUUCUGCAACCUCUCCACUAGAUGUCACUAAAUCCUACACACUGGACCUUUAAAACAGCAACUCAGUUUUCAGAUGCCUGUGAGUUGUUCACAGCAGUGGUGGGAUGUACAUUUACUCAUGUGCUGUGCUCAAGUACAAAUCUGAGCUACUUGUAUUUUCUUGUCCACUUUCUACUUCUACUCCACUACAUCUCUGAAGGAUAUACUGUACUUUCUACUCCACUACAUUUAUUUGACAGCUUUAGUUACUUCACAAAUUAAGAAUUUUGCACACAAAACAAAGAGCCUCUAAAAUAUCAUGUAUCAUGCCUCUAAAAUAGCAGUUUAUACAAGUACAGCUGAACCCAUUAGUCAAUUAAUUAACUUGUAAAUUGAUUU
Epinephelus moara (kelp grouper) is the source of this 4560-nucleotide messenger RNA. RefSeq names its product ring finger protein 19B (gene rnf19b). The transcript is spliced from 10 exons. Gene Ontology annotation, biological process: protein polyubiquitination; ubiquitin-dependent protein catabolic process; positive regulation of proteasomal ubiquitin-dependent protein catabolic process. Bases 896 to 3094 code for a protein of 732 amino acids. Gene Ontology annotation, molecular function: zinc ion binding; ubiquitin protein ligase activity; ubiquitin conjugating enzyme binding. NCBI's taxonomy places the organism in Eukaryota, Metazoa, Chordata, Actinopteri, Perciformes, Serranidae. Gene Ontology annotation, cellular component: cytoplasm; ubiquitin ligase complex. The record is from RefSeq and is a predicted model, not a curated record.